Paramuricea clavata is the source of this 3779-nucleotide messenger RNA. The record is from the annotation of a GenBank genome assembly. NCBI's taxonomy places the organism in Eukaryota, Metazoa, Cnidaria, Anthozoa, Malacalcyonacea, Plexauridae.
AGAAAGCACGUGGCAAAAUAUUUGUAAACAAACAGGGUUGUAUAUACAGAGUUGUAUGAAUUAUUUUACUCUGAAAACUCUUGGACGACGUUUUGGUAAAUUGCAGCUGUCAAUUAUCAUGCCAUACUACUACGCCGUCAGAAUGGGCCGCCAAACGGGAAUUUAUACUACUUGGUAAGAUAUUUUUAGUCAAAAGUAUGUGUAAAUUUCUGCAAUCUGUUUAUAUACCGUAUUCAGAACUGGAAAUUUUUCAAAUCUCAAGUCACAGACAUUUUUCCUGUGUCAUAAACUCCACCCCCCCCCCCCAAACAUGUCUUCUCAAAAAUUGGCCUUGGAGAGAACUGUGUGAAGAGGGCAACAGGGGCCUGCUACUUUCCUCAAGGAGAAUGUUUGCAGGCAAGCUCAGUAAGGUUCCACCAGAAUGCAUUUGAAGGAUGUUCACCACUUGUCACUUUGAAAAUCAUAUGCUUAGAAAAUCACAUCUUUUGUGGGUGGGGGUGCAUGCCUAGAAACCAAUGGUAAAGGAAUGUAUCAUUACGGGCAAAUAAAGUGAAGAUGGAUUUUUUUCUUGGCUGAUACAGGGCGGAAUGCAAGAAACAAGUUGAUGGAGUUGUAGCAAGAUUUAAGAAAUUUCCAACUUUGGAAGAAGCUCAAGAAUUUAUGACAACUAGCGAUCCAAGAGAUGCGGGGAAAACACGGAAAUUUGUAUGUUUUAUUAUCAUGGUUGCUGUGAUUUUGAGAUUGGAAUGCCUUGAUUUUCCCAUUCAGUGGCAGCACUCCCCCUUGACGAGUAAAAUCAUCUGACGUUAGACAGAGUAAAAUAAUGUAGGGUGCAUCAGGGCACAUCGCCACUUAAUGGGUUACCAAGAUGUAUGACAAAUAUUAUCACAAAUAUGGCGACACCUUUCUAAACAACCUUUCUAUCACAGAUACCUCCAUACAAUGUACAGUACACGUUCAAGUUUCAACUGUAUUUUAUAUAUUCAGAAUGCCACACCAACGGAAAAUAAUACUGGAAAUAAAAGAAAGAAUGAAGAAGAUCAUGAGGAUUUGGGAAAACGAUCAAAACAAGGUCGGCCAUAUAACUGCUAGACUGAAGUAAAAUGUGCUCUAAACUGACUUUAUUUAUGUUGCAUAGAUCUAUCAGUUGUAAACUGUUCAUCCUAGGACACCAAUCACAGAAGUGAAAGAUUGCCAAAUGCUCAUCCCACUUUACUUAAGUUUUUUUUUAUCACUUGUGCAACAGAUUAUGAUCCAGACAGAGUUGUGGUCUAUACAGAUGGCUGUUGUUUUUCAAAUGGCAGACGUGGUGCUAAGGGUGGGAUUGGUGUGUAUUGGAGUGAUGGAGAUCCCAGGUACAUAAUUAUUAUAACUGGAAUUUUCAAAUUUAAUCCAUUAAAGCUGCAGAGCUACCCCUUUGACGAGUAAAAUCGUCUGGCAUUAGACAAGUAAAAAAGUCUGGCGUUAGACAAGUAAAAAAAUAAGUAGGGCGCACUGGGUUGCAUUACACUCAAUGGGUUAACUAUAGACAUUGUCAGAUUUUUUGGUUAAUUUAACCCGUUAAGCUGCAGAGCUUCCCCAUUUACGAGUAAAAUCUUCUGGUGUUAGACAAGUAAAAAAAAAUAAUUAGGGCACAUUGUGGCUCAAUAUGGACACCUCCCUAAUAGACACCUCUAACAUAUUUUGUAGAAAUGUUAGUGAAAGUUUGGAGGGAUUACCGACCAACCAAAGAGCAGAAUUAAACGUAAGUGCACAUUUUUCUGUUGUAACGCUCAUUUGUAUCAUGUAAUCACUAAAAACAAUGUAACUAUCUCAGCAAUUAGUUUAAUAAUAGUGAUAAUCUUUUCAGGCAGCUAUAAGAGCCCUCGAAAUAGCCACAAAGAAAAGUUGUAUCAACAAGUUGGAAAUACGAACUGAUAGCAUGUACACACUGAAUGGUAAGUUUUGAAGAUUCUAAAUACGAUACAUCAACAAAUUAAACAAUGGGGAGAUGCUGCCUGUGCACUCUAGUUUCAAGUGAAAACAUCUUACUUCUUACAGCUGUGACAAAGUGGAUGAAUGGGUGGAAAAAGAAUGGCUUCAAAACGGCAAAAGGAACCAACGUAAAAAACAGAGACGACAUAAUGAAACUGUAUGGAUUGUGUCAAAAAAUUGAUGUGAAAUGGGUAAGAGCUCUAUCUGAGGCAAGAACUUCCAUCACUUGGCCUAUAAGAAAAGUGAAGUCAAGAUGCUUGAAAUGUUGAAGUUUUACUUGUAUUUUUCAAUCUCUCGAUCUACAGCCAAACCGUUUCAAUACCAAUUUUCCCCCAGCUAAUUCCAGUUUUUUCCAUACACUUAAAAACAGUCUCUGUUGAAAAAUUGUUUAUUAGCCUGAAAUGCAUAAAAUAUAAAAUAAUGCAAAAUUGUGGUAGUUUUCAAUUGGUAAAUAUGUUGACAUAUCUUCUGAAAAAUUCUUAUAUUACGUUUUUAGACGCAUGUUCGUGGACAUCAAGGACACAAGGGAAAUGAAAAAGCCGACGAAUUAGCAAAGAAAGGGGCGGAACUGUGAAAAAUCGAUUGUUAAAUUGUGUGGUGUUGUGUAGGAGAAUGUUUUGAUGAACUACUAUUAGCAAUCAAAGGAGUAGAAUGUUAAUACUAAAAGUCUACAUUAUUUAUGCUGUGUGUAAAUACUGCAAGUUUGUAACAGCAAAGGAUAAAUUAGAUGCUGUUCUAGAUUAAUUAAUUAAAAUGUAAACAUUAAGGGACUGAAAUAAGAACAAAUUACAGUAUUAUUAUUAACCCAUUGAGUCGCAUUGCACCCUCAUGCACCCUACUUUAGUAUUUUACUCCGUCUAAUGCCAGAUGAUUUUACUCAUCAAGGGGAGAGCGCUGGCACUUAAUGGGUUAAUGAAAGAAGCAUAACUUUGAUACUAAAAGCCAGUUUUGCUGUAUACAAAUGUGGUAACCAAAUUUAAGAAACAAUUUGAGCAUUAUAUUAUAACACUUUUAGUUAAUUUAUUUAUAACAAAAAUUAUAUAUGGAUAAAGAUAUGUUAGUUACAGCUUGAAAGCUUUGAAAAACAAAUAAAAGAUUGUGUAUCCUUUAUGUAGUUUUACACUGCUCAUCUUAGUAGAUCUUACAUGUUACAAUACAUAACUCUAACUCCCAAAAGUACCCUUCACUGCAAAACAUUUUUGAUUCAAAAUAAUGCAGGCACACUGACUCAAAAUAAUGAGUAAAUUAUUAACUAAAACUUAUUAGCAGAUAUACUCAUUUUUUUAAUAAGUAAAUCUUUACUCCAAAAAUGAGUAAUUUGAAACUAUUAAAAAAAUUGAGUAAAUUUCCUCAUAAAUUUUAAUUUCCAAAAUUGUACUCAGGUUUUUCAGUCAAAAUACAUGGGUUUUUGCAGUAUAUACUAGCCUAGCAAUACAGAAAUAUAUUAAAUACAAAACACUAAAAUAUUGGCUAACAUACAAACUAUGGACACAUAAAACAAACUUAUCAGGCACUUAUCCUCUUCAUCUAAACCUGUGAACAAAUUACUAACAAUUACAUAUAGUUUGAUUACUCUCAAAUGACAUUAAUAGAAAUUACUAUAUUUACUCAACAAUCUAAGAAAUUAGCGGCCAUAAGCAAUUCCAAAGCGAUUUCUGGUGCAAUCGGGAACUCCGGUAUCUCUGUGCUACUGUUGGUGUAUCGUACUUUGUAGAGAAAGUACAUACACACUUUUGCCAGGAUGUGCGAUGGAAUUUCACGAAAAUGAACCUCGUUUGUUUCGUUCUCUGAGAAUUGACCUGUUG